AUGGGUAUACAGCAAUUUCUCACCUGCAUUAUAGCAGCAUGUGUCCUUUUAACCUCUAAUGUGCUAUCCUUUCGUAAUGGGGGGAUUAUGGAAAUGCACAAUUUGACCAAAGUUAAUGUGAAGCAAUGGGGAAGAAUAGGAGAUGCGAAAGGUAGAAGGGACACUGGAUCAUCGGGGGUAAAGUUAUUUUAUUCGUUGAACAACACCCCAAGGACAAAUGUCAAAAUUAGGCACAGCCAUGUCCACAUGUCUUUAAAACAAAAAAUGAAUUUCAUUUUUCAAGGCGAAAGUGAUAUUACCUUGUUGGACAAGCUCAUAGCCUCCACCAGCUACAUUCUUCCCUUCAUGGAUGCUAUUCAGGCUUUCGUCAUGCCACUCGUAAAUAUGCUCCCCUCGUCGCUACACAAGUACCUCUUCCAAAUCGAAAAACUAAACCAGAUGUACUCGUCCAUCCCCUUUCUAUCCUUUGGCACCUUCAUGGGUCUGUACUUCCUCUUCGUCAAGGAAAACCGCUUCAAGUUUCACUACUUCAUCAGAUACCACCAUAUGCAGAGUUUGAUCUUAUCCAUGUUUGGCUAUGCGCUGGCUUUGUUUUAUUUCCGAGUCCUUCCCUACUCCUACAACGACACGGACAUAUUGAACUUGACAUUUUUGUACUCCACAAUGGCCAUCUACUUCGGCUCUCUGAUCAUUCCGUUCCUCUCGUCUUUGCUUGGAUACUACAUCGAAAUACCAGUCAUAUCAGACGCGAUUAAGCUACACAUAGGCGAAAAAAAAAAAAACGACUGA
This is a messenger RNA of Plasmodium fragile, 789 nucleotides long. RefSeq lists its product as uncharacterized. NCBI's taxonomy places the organism in Eukaryota, Apicomplexa, Aconoidasida, Haemosporida, Plasmodiidae. The coding region runs from base 1 to 789 and encodes 262 amino acids. The record is from RefSeq and is a predicted model, not a curated record. The transcript has 5 exons.